CCCCGACGACCUCGACACUGACUCGGACAGCGACGGUCUGCCUGACGCUGUGGAGGGCACGGGCGACUCCGACCGGGACGGCAUCCCGGACCGGCUCGAGAGCAACAGCGUGGAUACGGACAGCGACGGCACGCCCGACGCCCAGGACGAGGACUCGGACAAUGACGGCCUGCCCGACAUCCUCGACCCCGACUGGGCCACCAUCGCCGCGGCCGGCGGGGUCGACUCGGACGGUGACGGGCUCUCUGACGUCCAGGAGGGCUGGAGCGACUCCGACCGGGACGGUGUCCCGGACCGGCUCGAGUCGAACACCGGCGACAGCGACGGCGACGGCACGCCCGAGUUUCUCGACCCCGACUUGCACGACGACGGCGCGGACGACUUCAUCUUCGACGGCGGGGAGGACCAGGUGAGCGAGAGCGCCUCCCAGAGCUACGACGCGUCGGCUAAUAUGCAGCAGUGCUUGCGCGAGGCCGAGGCCGCGGGCGAGGGCGGCAGCGCCGGCUUCUCGAUGGUGGCGCGCGACUCGUUCCUCGCCUCGAUCGCCGACGCGAUCGGGCUGAACGGGUCCUCCCUGCCCGACCGGCGCGAGACGUUUGCGCAGCUCGACCAGUCGCGGUUCCUCACCGCGACGCAGCAGCUCUCGUGCAGCCAGCUCGCGCUCUCCGACGCGUGCGCCUUCGACGAGUCUGCGGCGGGCGCCCUCUCGCGGGCCGCCGCCUUUGUGUACGAGCAGAAGGCGGUGCCCACCCUGCUGCCGCACGGCCGCCACCUGCUGCGCGAGCUGCGGACGGGCCACCUCGACGAGCGGCUCCAACUGCCGCAGACCCGCGCAUUCUUCCAGGCGGCCGUCCGGGCCGACGUCUUGAAGGCAGGCAUCGCGCCGCCCACGCCGACGCUGGGCAUGCUCCGCUCUGCAUCGCCGGGGCCGUUGCCUGCCCGAGACCCAACGGCGGCCGCCACCGGCGCAGCGUGCAGCGCGCCGACGCUGCGCGUGCUCGACGAGCGUGAGCCGUCCACCCUCACAGACGGCUCGCCCGCCGCCGGCGGCGUCUCUUACCCGGCCGACUUGCGGUGCGAGUGGCUCGUGCUCGGCCCUGCGGAGGCGGCGCGGCGAGCAGCGGCGCUGCGCAGCGAGCCCGAGGACGGCUUGGAGGCGCUCGCGGUGGCGGUGGCGGCGGCGGCGGUGGAGACGACCCGACACAAGGUCGACUACGACCACGGCGGUGUCGAGGACGUCAGCUUGGUGCGCUUGUCGGCGGCGGCAAAGGUUGGCGUGGCGGCCGAGGCGGCCGGUGGGGCGGCCGCCGUGGCUGUUUCCGCGGGCGCGCCGCCGCAGCUGGUCGAGCUCACUUUCCCGCGCUUCUUUGUGUGGCAAGGAGACCGCGUGGUUGUGCGCGACGCGGCCAGCGGCGACCUGAUCGCCACCCUCAGCGGCGAGGCCAAGGCCAAGGACGAGUGCGGCGUGGCGGGCUGUGCCGGCUACCUGACCUGGCCCCCGCUCGUCGCCCCUGCCGGCUUCAGCUUCGUCUUCGAGUCGGACCACUUCGACGAGGCAGUGUACGUGCCUCCGGGCGCGGAGCCGUCGCGCUUCUCCGCCGCCGGCUUCCUCGCGUCGCUGCGGCUCGCGCCGGGCUGCUCCACCGACAAGUCGUGCGGCCCGGGAGGCGUUUGCCGACCCGAGAGCGGGCUCUGCGAGUGCGGCGUCGGCCGGAGUGGCGCCGAUUGCUCGUACGCGUCUUGCCUCGGCGUGCGCACGCUGCACGGCGCGUCGGGCGUGCUCGCCUCGUCGGCGCGCGCGCUCGAGCCGCGCGAGCGGUACGUCAACGACGCUGUGUGCGGCUGGCGGCUGGCGGCGGGCGAGGAGACGGGGAGGGGGCGCGGCUUCUUGCGCCUCUCGAUCGAGUACGACGUCGAGCCCUCUUUCGAUUUUGUCGAGGUCUACGACGGCAGCGGCACGCAGCAUGCGCAGCUCUCCGGCGCCGGCGGGCCCGUCCUCCUCACCAUCCCUGUCGAUGGCGGCGCACCGCUGAUCCGCUUCACCUCCGACGGCGCCGGCCGCCGCUCGGGCUUCCGAGCCUCGUACAAAUUCACCGCGGCGGCGUGCGACACACACGCCGACUGCUCGGGCCGCGGCGCGUGCGUGCGCGGCCUCUGCGCCUGCG
This is a messenger RNA of Emiliania huxleyi CCMP1516, 2165 nucleotides long. RefSeq lists its product as hypothetical. The record is from RefSeq and is a predicted model, not a curated record. The annotation marks the transcript as partial. NCBI's taxonomy places the organism in Eukaryota, Haptophyta, Isochrysidales, Noelaerhabdaceae. The transcript has a single exon.